Mugil cephalus (flathead mullet) is the source of this 7624-nucleotide messenger RNA. RefSeq names its product solute carrier family 16 member 2 (gene slc16a2). Gene Ontology annotation, molecular function: thyroid hormone transmembrane transporter activity; monocarboxylic acid transmembrane transporter activity. The transcript has 7 exons. The coding region runs from base 700 to 2391 and encodes 563 amino acids. The record is from RefSeq and is a predicted model, not a curated record. Gene Ontology annotation, biological process: transmembrane transport. NCBI's taxonomy places the organism in Eukaryota, Metazoa, Chordata, Actinopteri, Mugiliformes, Mugilidae.
GAAUAUCGGCUAAACUCGUUGGUUUCCGUGAGAAGACACGAAGCACACGACUGUACCAUGACUGUACCGGAGCUCCACCAUUGGCUCCGUCCAUCCGCCGGGGAAGGAGGCGGGGGCGAGCUAUUGAAAGACGGCAGGGGCCGUGUUGACACUUAAAAACCGAGACAAGACGACCCCCAGGAUCCACACGGGCCUACCUAUGUUACAUUCCCACCGUGUAAUGAUGUCAGGCGAAAGAGGGAGAGCGCCCGAGAGUUUGUUUUAACACCGGGAGAUGUUGCGGACGGCGCGCGGACUGCGUGACAGCACGACUCGGUGUCGAGGCGGAGCGGACGUUUUCACAGGUUGAUGGUUUGGCUGAAGAAGAAGUAAAUACACGGCGCUAGGCUCUAUAGGCAGUUCGCAGAAACCGAACACGGGCUUAUGUCAAAGGGACGAAUAGGCGGUGCCUGCUAAUUCCUGGAAUCAGACCUCCAACCAGAAUGACACAAGCACCGCGGGCAGGUUGGGGUUUAUCCGCUGAAGUUGACGCUCAGACUUGGCCAACACGCAGCAGCGUGUAGGAGGUUUGUCUGCUGUACACAUUUAACAGAUAGCCAAUCAAAUCUGUUAUUCAAAUCGGUGCUCUUAUGUCAGUGACCUAUAUCUCAUGCAUGUGCGCCAAGAGCCCACAGUAACCUCUCCACCAGUCCAGACAGCAUGGAGAUCAACGGGUUAGACAAUCAAGCACAGCCGUCCAGCGCUGAGCCCGGGACGGAGCAGCCGGCUCCGGCUCCGCAGAUGGAGCCCGGCGAUGCUCCCCGAGAAGCAGGCAAGAGCGAGGGGGACCAGGCGGCGGAGAGCGAGGGGAAAAUCGCGAAGGAGGACAGUGACGUGCAGCUGAUCGAGGCCGGGCGCAAGCCGCCCCUCUCCCCGGCUCCGGAGCCCGAGGUGGGCGUCCAGGUGGAGAGGCACGACCACGGCGCCGGAUUCGUCCCCCCAGAAGGGGGCUUCGGUUGGCUUGUGGUUUUCGCCGCGACCUGGUGCAACGGGUCGAUCUUCGGGAUCCAGAACUCUUUCGGCAUCCUCCACAUGAUGCUGGUGAAGGAGCACGAAGAGCUAAACGACCCGACGUCUCAGUUCAAAGCGGCCUGGGUCGGGGCCUUGGCCAUGGGCAUGAUCUUCUUCUGUUCACCUGUGGUCAGCAUGUUCACGGACCACUUCGGCUGUAGGAAGACCGCUGUUGGUGGUGCAUCCCUGGCUUUUAUUGGGCUGCUUAGUACGUCAUUUGCAAACUCCUUGACCCUUCGUUACUUCACAUAUGGCGUGUUGUUCGGCUGUGGCUCCUCCUUCGCCUUCCAGCCCUCGUUGGUCAUCCUCGGCCACUACUUCCGCAGGCGCCUGGGCCUGGCCAACGGUGUGGUGACGGCCGGUGCCAGCCUCUUCUCCAUGGGCCUCCCAGCUUUCCUCAAUAUCGUGGUGGAACCUCUGGGCCUCAGCAGAACCUUCCAGAUCCUCAGCCUCUUAAUGCUGGUCCAGGCCCUGCUGGCGCUUACGUUCAAACCUUUGCUCCCCCCUGGGGGAGGCAUGGGCCCACCAGGUAUGGGCCCUGGCCCUUCUGAUUCGCAGACCCAGGCUACCGCUCCAGCUGGGAGCAAGUGGAGCAGGGCCAUAGCAAGGGUCAGGAAGUACUUCAACCUGCGUGUUUUUCACAUCGUGACAUACCGUGUGUGGGCUUUUGGAGUUGCUACAGCUGUAUUGGGCUACUUCGUGCCAUAUGUCCAUCUGAUUUACUUUGUGAAGGAGCAGUUCAAGGAGCCCCAACAGGAAUGGGUGCUCCUGGUUUGUAUAGGAGCCUCAUCAGGGGUGGGACGCCUUGCUUUUGGCAAGAUCGGGGACCUCAUUCCUGGUUUACAGAAGAUCUAUAUGCAGGUGGUCUCCUUCAUGGCUCUGGGCCUGAUGUCCAUAAUGAUCCCUCAGUGCACCGUGUUCAAGUGGCUGGUGGUUGUGUGUGUGUUCUUGGGGCUGUGUGACGGAUGCUUCCUCACCAUGAUGGCUCCAAUAGCCUUCGAGCUGGUCGGGCCCAUGCAGGCCUCACAAGCCAUAGGCUACCUUCUAGGCCUCAUGUCCCUCCCCAUGACAGCAGGUCCACCCAUUGCUGGUCUCCUGCAUGACUACUUUGGGAACUACACGGUGGCCUUCUAUCUGGCUGGGGUGCCUCCUGUGGUGGGGGGCGUGGUGCUGUUCUUUGUGCCCCUGAUACACCGCAGGCUCCAGCGAGGCCAGUCGUCCCCAGAGGAGACGUCCACCACUGCUCACAUGUUGCCCACUGCCCAAACACCCGAGGAACCCAAGAGCUUUUCAAACGGGGACAUGCUGCCUGGCUACACUGACGUAGAGACACACAUCUGACUCACAUCUUAAAAAGGGAUUCAGCCCACCAGCACCUUUUCUCAUCAUUAGAUUACCCUCCUCUCAACCAGAAGUCUCAACUGUCGACUUCCUGUUGGCUGACCUUUUAACCUCCCACUGUUGGCUGUUUGCUUUUAUUUAAUGCGGAGUAAGUCGAGAAGAACACCGCUGGCUACGAGCCACAAAGAGGACGAGAAGAAGGCGAUCCCCGUUGGAUGAUGGAGGAGUAUAAGCACAACAUAGUCUCCACUACAAUCGCUUUAUCAGUCGGGACUCUGUCGUAACACAUACCUCCAAGAGGAAAGAAGUGAAGACGUGCUAACUGAAAGGUGGUAGUUUCUGAUUUUGCAGCAUUUAUCUUGCUACUUUAGCUUUUGAAGCUAUAAGAAAAUACUCUGAUUUUAGAUUCUUUAUAAACAUAAACAUAAAGUUGAAGAGGCAUAUAAGAUAAGAACCAGUGAAGGGAUAAAUUCACAACUUCUUCAUGUAGUACCUCAUUGAUUUAUUACUUUUUUUUAACACCGUGCAUUUAAUUUAGUUUGUGUAGCUGAAACUCGUAUUGACUUAUUCACAGGUUUGUUAUAUUCACCUGUAGUCUACUGUUGGGAGUUUUGUGCUGUGACAGCUGAACAUUUUUUUUUAAAUGUCACGAGAGGUAAUAGAUGAUUCUUCUGACAGAUGAGCCACCAGACACAAUCACCUCAACUCAACUGCACACUAGUCUUAGACCUUGGCUGUACUCUGUACUCACAGCCAGGCUCUAAAACUUAAUAACGUCGAUUUCUUUGCCAGUAUGGCCGCAUGGGAGACAGAUGUGUGGAUUGUGGCAGCUGCUGAUUCCGCUGAUUCGUAUGCAGCCAGGGUGAUAGAUCUUUUAACAGUUUGCAGCAUCGGUCUUUGACUUUGUAGGAUGUGGCAGGUUGAAAAAAGGGUAACAUUUGCUGCGUGAAUUAAUGAAACUAAACACUACAGUUGAUACAAGGUCUUCUCAUGAGUCUGUAGAGCCUUAAUAAUUGUGAUUCUUUCCAGUCACUGUACUCUAAAGUUUCUAUUGGCCUUUUAACUUUUUAGCAGGGUGCUAGACAAAUCCGCAUUAACUGUGUUUGUUACGGCUUUGAAACAUAAUAGACAAUAGUUUUGUACUGUGUGGACACUGUACUAUAGUUGUUUAAGUGCAAAGAGUUGGAAUCAUGCGGUCAUUGCAGGAGCUCGAUGGCUAGAUUUUUGGUCACAUAAGUAUGUAUCGUUUUUUCCUCUGUUUUAAGGAGAGUGCAUGUACUUGUACAACUAUCUUUAUGAGGACCAAUUUGAGUUUCAGACAAUCAGAGCGAGGACAUGUUGGGAAAGUGAGCACAUUUGUGGCCCGGUCGUCGUUUUCUCGCAUCCCUUUCGAAGAGGUGUUUGAGGGCGAAGGCUCGGCUUUAGAGUUUAGGCACUUGUUUGCGAUGUUUAUGGUCAGAGUAAAGGGCUAGGAAAUGCAUUAUGUCAAUGAAUGUCCUCACAAAGAUAGCCAUAUAAAUGUGUGCGCGUGCUGCACCUGUACAUUUGAUACUAGUGGUAAUUAUGUAAUAUGAAAAUACUAUUAAAAAAAAAAAAAUCUGUUGAUUAGAGGAAACUACAACAUUUGAAACUGCCAAACGGCCCACCCCCUCAUAAGGCCUCAUGUUAAAGAUCAUCCAGUCAGUCUGCUGCUUUAGUUUAGUCUCACCACAAAGGCAUCGCUCACUAUUUUGGCAGUAACGAAACACAACACCACAGCCUUGAUGUACCUUCGAGGCAGCAGUUUGUAGACGCUGUUACGUUUCAUAAAUGUUACAAACCACUUACCUCUGCUGCACUCACAGAUUACAAGUUCUCACGAACAAUGAACUUUAACGAUCAGAUGUGAAGUAGAGGUGCAAUAAUCAACAGUGAGACAUACUACGUGGUAAUAUGCAUACAUCGAUAGCAGCGAGGAGAGCUGGGGAAAGGAAAGCUGCUAUUCCUUUAUGUCAGUUCGCCUCUUUGCUGCGUCUGUCAUGAUUUAGUCUGCUUCUGUGUUACAUUUCAGAGCCUAAAAGCUGCACAAACCUCACCUGCUGAGUGUAGCUCUUUGGGUCUAAAGGACAAACCGUUCUGAAUAGGAAACAUACACCUCUGUACCUCAGUAUUCAAACAAUCCUCAGUAAUCCAGUUGGAACAUUAUCCAUUCAUACUUCAUAUAUUACUUCAUAUAUUUUUUUUUGCUGUUAUGUGUAAUGUUUUUUUUUUUUUUUUUGAGCAACAAAGCUGCCAAAUGCCUGUUGUGAAUCAAGUCUUUCUUCCUCCAAAACCUCAUUAGUGUUUCUUUAGGUACCACAACACUGUGGAAACAUCAGACUUCCAUACAAGCAAACAGUUGGUGCAUAAAGUGUGUUUCUUUUUUUAUUACUUCCUCUUCAUUUUUCCUUUUGUUUUGCUCGGUUGUUUGUGAUCCUCAUCAUUUCUGUUCUCUGUUACCUCUUCCUGGCGGUCACUAGCUUUUCUUUAUAUAACUCGUCUGUAAUUGAAGAAAUGCAGUAAUAGAAAUGUCUAAUAUACUUGUGUAAUGUUACACAGGCAGUGUAGUGGGUCCACACGUAGGUCUCUAGUUUGACAGUGGUAAUGUAAGAUUUUAUUGGCAGCGCAAACACAACUGGCCAGCAGAUUACAUAUAUAUGAAAAAAAAAGGGUAGGGUCAACUAAAAAGCAUGGGCUAUCAGAGUUUUACGUGUACCAGCCACAUAAGCUAACAAUUUAAAUGAUCUCUAAUUACUGUGUCCUUUAUUUAACCGAAUUAACAUCCUUCUUCUCAACAUUUUGUGUUCAGAAAAGCUUCAGGAGACGCUUUGUAUAAAACUAUAAAAGCAGACAAAAUCGCUUACCUAUAGCCUUAACAGCUGAUAUUCAAUUGUGUGAACACCACCUGUGUGAAUAGGAGAAUUGGAGAGGUAAUCCUCGAUGCAUAACUUCAUAUUCUGUACAGCACCAUCUUUAAAUUACCGCUGCAUUUGACCGGACGUAACUGAACCAGUCAAACUAGGGGCCUAUGUCUCUAAACUCGCACAGUCUGGCAAACAAACGAGUCAAUAGCAGAGAGUUUCCCCUCUGGCGGCCAUAUUGGAGGACCUCGGCCUUCUGGGUAACACCCAGUAAACUCAGUAAAGGCUGACUGUGUUUGAGUGCACGAGGCGUAGCUGUUUCACCAGAAGUUUAACAGAAACGUCAAGUUUAGAUAUAUAUAUAUUUUUGACAUGUUUGUAUGUACGCCACCUUGUUAGCUAUAGCAUCUUAGCCUCACCGUCCUUUUUGAAGAAGAGACAAGGACUAAAAGACAGUCACAGCAGUAACCUCAGUCUGAAAAGAAAUCUGCCUUACAUUUACUCAUCGCCGGUAGCAUUGCUGUACACCAGACCAGAAACUGUCCCUAGACUUGGGGCAAAACCAUGUAGGAAGUUCUUCAGCUCUCUACUUGUUAUUUUCUCUCUGGUUUCAGUUUAUCUGAACAGCCUCCUCUGUUGAUUUUAGUCAGCUUCACCCAGUUUCUGGUUAGAACCAGCUGAGAGCUCCUUGUUUUUUUUUUUGUUUCUCUUUUUUUACCUACUGUAGGUAUUCAAAUAGAGAAACAUGACAUAUAUCUGUACAGUUUGUAAUAACGUUUAAUUAACCUGGAAUUGUUUUUAAAAAAUUGUAUUGUUUUUUUGUUUUUUUUUAAUUGUAUCUGUUGGUGAUACUACUGGAAAGAGAACUGUUAAUUAGGUUUACCUGUUCAGAUCUGAAAUAAUAUAUAAAAGUGAAGAAGCUGAAUGAUGAUGUGAAGAGUGAAUAAUGAUGUGGGACGUCUGGAUGGUUGUCUGCCGAGCCGGCGUUCGGCUUGCCAAUUUGUUUUGUCUAUGCAGCAUCACCCGGCUCGCUUGCUCUGACCGCGUCAGACUCUUGAAGGCAAACACUCAGCUGGACUCCCCAAGUCAGCGUUUGCCUACUGUAGCAUUCACAGCCGUGGCCUGCACUCAUUCAGGAACAGCUAAACCUACAGUCGAGCCCCUUGUUACUUUACCGAAACUGUGUAUGUACUACUAACACGACUACUUGUUUUACUUAAUGUAAUUAUUAGUUCUUUUUUUUUUUUGCUGUUGUUGGACAAGCUGCUUCCCUGACAGCCAAGAUGGACAAAAUGUCUCAUUUCUCUCCUGCUUGCUCGACACACCAUAUGCAGGUCAUGGUUUCAGAGAGGCACAUUCGAAGCGUAUUUUUAAACCUCGAACUAAACAUCUUUAUACUGAAUUUAUUAUUAACAACAAAUGUAUCGCAUUUACUCAUUAAAACGGUUUAUCGCAUCUUACUCGCCUGUUUCAUUCGGCUUGAAUUUAGCGGUCAGUUGAUUGUAAACAACCUGCCCUCCGAGUCUCAUCUCGUUAGACUCCCGUCUGGCAGAUAAAGCCUCCUUACCCUCCUGUGCGGUGUGCCAUUUCUCUGCUCCCCUGACCUCGUUCUCUGCUUACUGUUUAACUGGUUUGAAAACUACGCAAACAAUAUGUGAAACGGGAUAGCUAAAUAUUAUGAAGCUGGGCCGUGGUUUCCUCGUAGACGGCCAUGGAUCACUUCCAGCAAGAGAAAUGUUUGCCAGCGCAUGUAAUCAUUACUAAUUGUUGUGAAGGACUUGUUUUAUUUCUUUGUACAUCUCAACCUGACUUUCUUUCUACCCUCUGUCCCGCGUGUCCCGGGAGCCCUGGAUUCAUGCAUAUUUGUGACUCUCUUGACUGUAGGCAUCAUGUUUUGACAGCAGCAGUAAUCCGUUGUUUAAUGUUUUCGCCGGUCAUUCUUAUUCUUAUUCAUGAUUCUGUAUGGCCUUGUCGCAGCCUUACACAACGAAAUGCACAGCAUAUGAGUGAUGUUUCAGUGCAGGGCUCUGCUAAGCUUUCCUCCUCUUAACCUCCAGUAAGGUCGCUGCAGUUAAACCUCUAUUGCCUCUGUUCACUUAAAGCUUCUGUCCGUCUGUCCCACACACCUCCACCUUUUUAUACGAACGCCUAGUUCAGUUUUACAAAAUGUUAUGAGAAGGCCAGUGACAUCACAUGAUCUGAAAUUAAGACAUGCUGCUAGAAGAAAAUGUAAUUUUUGUGUUUUUUUUUUUUUGUUUUGUUUUGUUUUUUGUCGUAAAAUUUUAAUCUGUAUCAAAAGAGGCACAUUUUUUUUUCUAUUAAACCAACAAUAAAGGUGUAAUAUGACAACCCGU